Messenger RNA from Meloidogyne enterolobii, 462 nucleotides. Lineage: Eukaryota; Metazoa; Nematoda; Chromadorea; Rhabditida; Meloidogynidae. The record is from the annotation of a GenBank genome assembly.
UUUAAUGACCAGGGAUUAUUUGAAGCAACCCGACCAUAUUUUUCUAAAUUUUUAUUUUAAAUUGACUCUUCUUCCUUUCACCUCCCAAAUUUGUUUUUUUGAGUCAAUCAUUGCCCUUUCCUCUUCUCCCUCCCUUUUUUACUUAAAGGCGCUUUUCUCUCUCUAUGAAUUUUCACCAACAAAUCCCUCACAUUUUCUUUUCACACUUGUCCAAAUUGGCCUGAUUUUAUUAGAUUUAAUAAAUUUAUAUGUAUUUUGUAAGUAAUUUAAUAGUUAAAAUUUAAAAAUUUUUAAUGAUUUUAUUAGAUUCAGAAUGUUUUAAGAAAUUUACAUUCCCCUACAUAUGGAAAUUACACUUGGCUCAAAUCUUUAAGAAACAUUUAUAUUGAUGCUGUUUUUCUAUUUUUUGGCCAAUUUUGUCAACAUGAGAAUUUUCUACAAGCAAUUUCUUUUCAAAUCAAG